UCUUAGAAUAUUUUUUUCAAGGACGGGAAACAAAGUGGAGAAAAAAAUACCUUUUUCUGUAACUUUUCUCGUUUAUAAUCCCUCCAAAACCCUUCCUAAGAUUUUACAAAUGCUGAAGACUUAAAAUGCCAAAGUUCAUAGCUCAAUUGACAGAUAUUUCUUGCUGAUUAUCAAGAUAUUCAAGUGUAAAAUUUCACCUACACUGAACGACAUUUUUAUUCUGGUAAAAGAUGAAUGAAGAAAAGCAGCCACAAGUGUAUUUGGAUUACAACGCCACAACUCCUCUAGACAGCACUGUUCUUCAAUCCAUCCAUGAUGCUCUGCGAGAUGCAUGGGGUAACCCUAGUAGCUCCCAUCCUCUUGGGCGCAGGGCAAAUGAUGUCAUCAAACAGUCACGUCAGUCCAUUGCAGAUAUGGUUGGAGCACAGAAUUCUGAGAUCAUAAUUACUUCUGGGGGUACAGAAGCUAAUAACAUGGUAUUCCUCACUGCAAUUCGCUAUUACCAAGAAUUCCUGGAAAUGUCUGAAAACCAUGCUCUCAAAGGAUCAAAGCCACAGUUUAUAAUAUCCAACCAGGAACAUGAUUCUGUUUGUCUUCCGGUUGCACAUUUUGCACAAGUCCAGGCAGCAGAGGAAUGUAUUGUUAACGUUGAAAAGGAUUCUGGGAUGGUAACUGCACAAGCCAUCAAGGAUGCCGUCAAGCCCAAUACAUGUUUGGUUUCUGUUAUGUUAGCUAAUAACGAGACUGGGAUUAUACAACCCAUUUCAGAAAUCACCCAAGUCAUUAAAAGUCUUAACAAAGAGAGAAAGUUAGCUGGAUUCCCAAGGAUUCUGCUGCACACAGAUGCUGCCCAAGCUAUUGGGAAAAUAAGAGUUGAUGUCAAUGAUUUGGGAGUGGAUUAUUUAACGAUAGUGGGCCACAAGUUUUACGCUCCUAGAAUAGGUGCCUUAUAUGUAAGCUGUCUUGGAGAGAAUUCAGGUCCUCCGUUGUUUCCAAUGUUAUUUGGAGGUGGACAAGAGAGAAAUUAUCGUCCAGGAACAGAGAACACAGGGAUGAUUGCUGGCCUUGGACAAGCAGCUCAGCUGGUGGUUGAACACUUAGAUGAAUAUCAAAUUCACAUGAAGAAGGUAAGAGAUUAUCUUGAAACUCGACUAGAAGAAGUCUUUGGCAGUGACAACAUUCACAUCAAUGGGAAGUUCCCUACAAGUGAAAGGCUACCCAACACCUGUAAUGUCUCAUUUAUUGGCAAAGAUCUCCAAGGAAGAGCUGUGUUAAGUAGAGUCAAGUACCUCUUAGCUAGCGUAGGUGCAGCUUGUCACUCUGACAGAGGAUCAAAACCUUCUCCAAUACUAGAAGCACUAGGGAUACCUUGUCAUGUUGCAAUAAAUGCCAUUAGAAUGAGUGUUGGUAGGGAAACUACUACAGGAGAUAUUGACAUUGUUGUCCAGGACCUUAAAGAUACGAUAGAUAGAAUGAAGCAAGAAGCUGGUAAUGCAAGCUAAAACGAAGAGUUAUAAAUGGUUUUAGAAUUCUAUUUUAUAAUUAUUUGAAAGUAAAUGGUUUGAAAAGCAGUCAAUCAAGAUACUGUCCCUACAUUUGGGCUGUUCCACAUCAUGUUUAUGAGACUGCCUUAAAGCAGAUCAUAGUUGAUAUUAACUAUAAACUAUGAGCAGAUUGAGUGGCUAAAUGAGGGAUAAAUCAAGGUCUGAAUUAUUUGAAAUUAGGGUUAUACAGUAAGUUGUGUACUGAGUGUAAUAGUCAUCCAGAGAGGCCUGUUAAUGAGAACAAUAACAAUGGCUGCAGUAACAGCAGUUCUUCUGAAGACAAUAUUAACAAAUAUAUCAUGCUCAAAACACUGCAAUUAUCAUGGUCAAUGAUCAUAGAUGUUUUGCUUGCUAAGAGCUCCUCUCUAUCUCAAUAGAGAUAAUGGGGCCCUCGCUAGUUGGGUGAGGUCACAGCUCAGUAGAUAAAACUGACACUCUGAUAGAAUUAUAUUAAAAAUAAAAAGAUAAAAAUGAAAGAGGAAUAUGAAAAUAUAAAAUAAAGUCAUUAUACAAGAGUUCAGGAGUUCC
Molecule: messenger RNA, 2072 nt
Organism: Actinia tenebrosa (Australian red waratah sea anemone)
Lineage: Eukaryota; Metazoa; Cnidaria; Anthozoa; Actiniaria; Actiniidae
Product: selenocysteine lyase
Source: RefSeq, a predicted model, not a curated record